AUGACAGUGAAAGCCCCUCAUCCCCCUUCAGCAACACCCUCCGCAAUCAAACAAUUCUCCAACUUCACCCGCACAGGAGCAGGCCUCGAGAAAACCCUCCGACUCAUCCAGGCCCUCGCAACCAUCAUCAUCGAAACCAGCAUUGACAAUGAAACAGUAAGGACCUGGUCAACCGCCAAGUCGCAAUUAGCGCUGACCCGCCGCUUCUUCCGCUUCUUUAACUUUCUCGAUUGUUUUGAGCGGGUGUUUGCGCUGCUAGGCAGUAGCAGUGGCAGUAGCAGUUCUGCAGCUGAGGGGUUUCCCACAACGCUGAUUGAGCUCGGCCGGUGGACGUGCUUAGGGCUGUAUUUUGUGUUGGAGGAUUGUACUAUUGUGAGUUUUCUCCGUCUUACUCGUUUGCUGCGAGCUGGGCUGAUGAGUCGACAGCUCCAUGCGAUGAACGUCUACCCCGUGUACUGGAAUAAGCCUGUUAUCGUUGAGGCCUACAAAUUCUGGUUCUACGCAUUGGCGUUGUCGAUUGUUGGGGCCUUGUGGGGGCUAGUGUUUGCUUCUGGUUCUACUUCUGCUUCUGCGGGUAAGGCGCAGCGGGAUGAGAAGAAGGGCGGGAGUAGCAAGGAGAGGAAAGCUGGGGUCUCUGGACCUCUAAUUAAGCGGAUUGUGGUUGAUGGGUGUGAUUUGCUGAUUCCUGGGGCAUUUUUGGGAUGGAUUCAGGUGAGUGAGGUGGUGGUGGGCAUGGCGAUGGUAGUGAGUACUCUGGUUGCGGGGAGAGAUAUUUGGAUUAAGGCUCAGCAAGCAUGA
Molecule: messenger RNA, 798 nt
Organism: Aspergillus fischeri NRRL 181
Lineage: Eukaryota; Fungi; Ascomycota; Eurotiomycetes; Eurotiales; Aspergillaceae
Product: PEX11 domain protein
Exons: 2
Coding region: 1-798 (265 amino acids)
Biological process (GO): peroxisome fission; regulation of peroxisome size
Cellular component (GO): peroxisomal membrane
Source: RefSeq, a predicted model, not a curated record